AUGCACAGUGUGGUUAACCAGGCUAGGGAGGAGAGAAGCCUGGUGUAUGGGAGUUCUAGGUCCUCCCAUCCGGACUCAGAGCUGCUCCAUCGCCAGGCUUAUGGCACACCCCACCCUCUGCAGGGCUACGCAACCAAUCACCAUCCUGGUAGCUCUGGACAGGGCGGGGCAUGGGGGGCUGGGCGGAGUCUAGGCUUAUCUGGGCUGUUUGAUCCUGGGCUACACCAUGCCAGUCCCUCUGGUCCAGACCCAUCUGUCAUGAACCUGAUUUCAGCACUGGAGUCCCAGGGUCGGCAGCCACCCCCCUCAGCCUCCUCUCUCCUCUCCCAGUUCCGAACACCCGCCUGGCAGACUGCGAUGCACACUCAGCCAGAGCUCUUCAUUGGGUCUGGCUCCUUCCCCUCCUCCUCCCUCUCGGCCUACCAGCACCCAGCCUCRUURUCRGGGCGGUCCUUCCCUGGCGCCUCYCUCUCCCUCCAGGACUCCCCCACCUUCAGCCCCACGUCCAACGGCCUCCUGUCCCCCCARGACCCCCUGCUGCACAUCAAGACYCCCUCSCAGUCCAGCCUGGGCUUCGACCGCUUACUCUCRUCACAGGGCGCCGCCUACCGAGGGUCGCAGGACCCCACAGGCCCGCCGCAAACCACCUCGUCAGGCCGCCACCUACCCCCUCCCCAGUUUAACCUGCUGUCSUCCCAGCUCCAGGARCAGUCCUCCCAGUUGUACAACGCCUCUGUGUUCUCAUCGGCACCUGCCCCUCCGCCACCCCAGGAAAGGGCCAUCCCCCGGCAGGACAGCGUGAUCAAGCACUACCAGCGCUCCUCUCCGGCUCAGUCGCAGCUCUCCUCCUCAGCCUCCCAUCCCCUGCAGCACUACCUCAGCUGUGGGGCAUCGGGGUACCAGCAGAUUUCCCACCACCGGCAUGGAGGGGUGUCCUGCAGUCCGCUGGGGGAGCAGAGCCCUUCAGCAGACCCCAAACCCUCCCCCCGMUCAGACCAAGUGUACCGCCCCAUCAUCCAGACCCCGUACACCUCCUCAGCCGCCUCCUCGUCAGGAUCAGGUGGAGGUCUAGGGAAGGGGGCUAAGAACUCCAGCUCCAGUAGUGGCUACUCCUCCUCGGGCUCCUCGUCGUCCCGAACCCCCCACACCCCACCCUCAGCCUCCUCCACCUCCUCGUCCUCCUCAAACUCCAACCCUAACCCUUCCUCCAGCUCUUCGUCUGCCCCCUCCAGACAGCAGCCCCCGACUCAGUCGGCGCCCCCUCCCCCUCCAGUCUCCUCCGCCCCGGCCCAGCAGCCUCCUCCUAAACCCUGCUUGUCAGCAUAUGGCUCCCCUGUGGCCCCCGUCAAGCCCACCGCAGGCCUCCCUGGACAGACACCUCCCCAGCAGCAGCAGUCCUACUCCCCCAACCAGCCCCCUCCCUCACACCUCCCCUCCCACCAACCCUAUGGGGGCUUCAGCUCCCCCCAGGCCCAGGACCUGACCUCUGGCCCUGGGAGUUCUGGGAAAGGGUAUGGAGGACUAGGGCCAGGAGGCCGCUCCUUCUCUGCCGAGGUGGUCUACGGGACGGACUCAGGAUACGGCUCGCUGCCUACCUCCCUCGGGGGAGCAGGCAGUCCCUCGUUGGGGUACGGUGGCCCAAGGCACUCCCCUGCCCUCCUGGGGUCUGGGGGUGGUGGAGGGUCAGCCGGCAGUGGMGCAGGGUCCGGGGCUGGUGGAUCAGGAGGUGGGGGUGCAGGAUCAGGUGGUAGCAGUGGAGCUGGGGGAGGCAGCUCGUACCACCUCCCUGACUCCAGCCCCUCUCCCUCCAGCAACUCUGGCAUCAUUCGACCUGGGCUGCACUCUCCUGCUCCCGCCCGRCCUGCCCAGUCCCCCGGGGGAAACAAAUACCUCUCCUCCGUCCUCUCCCCUGCCUUCCUGUCCUCUCCGCAGGGCUACCCCGACACCCGAGGCCCCCAGCCUCAGUCUUACCACCCCACGCCCCCCAAGCCCAAGCCAGAAAGCGACAUGCUGGGAGUGGAGCGCUCUCAAGACGAGGAGGAUGACGAUGACGAUGACUUCCUGAUCCAGCACUUGCUGCAUGCCCAGAGCCCUGCGCCCCUCCCGUCCCAGCACCACCCCGAGCAGCAGCCGCCCCAGUCCAUCRCUCAGGCCAGGGAUGGGGGCAAAGGUCUGGCCUACGACCUUAGUAAGGCCUCUGAGGAGCGCUACCACCUGCAGAGUGUCAUCCGCACCAACAGCGCCACCAACAGCACGGUCCCCGGUACUGCAGGUAACGUCAGCGGAGGUGACCUGGAGAGCCAGUUGGAGAUGUCUCUGAAGAAACAGCAGCAGCAGGCCAAGAACGAACGAGGGCUGUCUGGAGCAGGAGCCAGCGGAGGAAGAGGAGGGGCAGACUCCCUCUCCCACCCCAACCCUCACGUCCCCUAUCCGCAGCAACACGACUCCCUCGGCUCAGUGGUGCACUACGGCAGGAGCGACCCUUACUCCCAACACCCUCACUCCCAGCACCCCCACCAUCCCUCGCAGGCCCCCUCACACCCCCAACAUACCCAGCACUCCCGACACGCCCACCCCCACUCCCAUGGCCACCCUCACAUGGAGCUCAAAAAGCCUCCCGACCCGUCCGAGCUGCCAUACCUGCGGAAGACACCCGAACUGCAGCAGCAGCCCCGACAGRCCCAYRCCUCCCUUUCCCUCAUGGACUCCCCRCCAAACCAGCCCCAGCAGCCUCCCUCUGCCCACAUGCUCCAGUCUGUUCUGUCCCACACUACCCGCAACAAGAUGGACACCCAGCAAGCUGCUUCUCAGCAGCAGCAGCACUCCAUGAGUCAGCAGGCRAUGAUGGGGGCAGGUGGAGAGGCAGAGCCUGGGGGACAAGCGGGGGUGGAUCCCCAGCCCCAGUCUCAAUCCCAGCUGCAGCUCCAACUCCAGUCCCAGGCUAUGGAGGCCCACUACGGCCAGGCCAGCCAGAACUCGGUUUCUCCGCUGGACAUGCUGGAGCGCACCCUGUCUCGGGCCAACAGCAGAGACGGUGGAGGGGCCGCGGAUAGAAGUGGGGUGGGGGGAGGAGAUGGGGGCAGUAGUGACGGACACAGACAACAACAGCAGCAGCACAGGCUGCCGUCUCAUCACCACUCCCAACAAACUGCCUCCAAGCUUCACAACUUCCUCUCCGAGCCAGACCUGGGAAUAACUACGCCCUCCCACCUGCACCACCUCAACCCACACCACCCCCACGUCCAUCACCAACAGCAGCCCCACCCGCACCACCCCCUCCCGCACACCCAUGCCCACCACCACUCCCACCACCUGGCGACCAACGCAGGGCCGCAGCAGCAGCCUCCGCCCCAUCAGAGGGACCAGGAGCCCCAGCUCUGCCAAUCCCAGUUAGACCAGCUCAAAGAGCACCAGUUUGACACUGUGAGCCCRGUGGGGAAAGCGGGCCAGAACCAAGGCCAGCAGCAGCAGCAKAGGUUUGUGCCUCUGACCUCCAUCUGUUUCCCAGACUCCCUCUUACAGGAUGAGGAUCGCUCCUUCUUCCCCGGCAUGGAGGAUAUGUUCUGCUCUGARGACUACUCCAAGUCGAGCUGCGCCGGGGGUCCWGGGGCAGGCCAAGGGGUSCAGGAAGGUAUGUCUGAGGCACGUGMACAGGGWCCAGACAGCAUGGAGGACGUCAAGYCCAGUGAUGGAGGAGGUGMSUAUGARYUGAUGGGUCACCAUGGCGACCAMGGMUARGGGUACUGCCACYGCCUCACGGAWACAGAAAACAGCACCAUGCAUCUGGACCUGGACUCCCUGAAAACCCAUGAGCUCCCCUCCACUGUGAACACAGAGCAGCUCGGCCUCAUCCAGUCCCAGACCCCAYMCCUUGGCUUYGGGGMUCCAGYGGGAGUUCCUGGGGACGGCUCCGSCAACAAGAUGAUUGGGGGUACGGGCGUGGGUGGAGGMUCUGGUCUGGCRGGGCUGACGUCGCCCAUCUUCUGCUCCUCCCGACCCAAGAAGCUGCUGAAGACCAGCUCCUUCCACCUGCUGAAGCAGCGRCGKGACCCGCAGCCGCAGGCCAAGAAGAACUACGCCCAGGAGUARGAGUUCGAGGYRGACGAGGACAAGGCUGAUGUUCCCGCUGACAUCCGCCUGAACAGCCGGCGGCUCCCUGACCUCCUCCCCGACCUGGUGUCCAGCUGCAGGAAGGCUGGAGGAGGAGGGGCCUCGGGGYUGGGCUCCCUCAGCCCUCUGAUGGGRGACCUGGACUUCUGCCACCCGUCCGGCUACCCCUCCCUUGGKCCCCCUCCCCAGCUCCUACCCCACGACGGGCCCAAGAAGAGGGGCAGGAAACCAACAAAACCCAAACGUGAAGGGCCGCCUCGGCCCAGAGGGCGCCCUCGCAUCCGCCCGCUACCGGAGCCGCCCUACUGUAGGGGGCUGAUGGGAAAUGUAGGCGGGGAGACCCGCAGGGGUCGUGGGCGGGGUAGGGGGCGUGGCAGGAAGGAGGAAGGGAUGAUAGAGAUGCACCGAGACAUGAACAAAGUACCCGACCUCCAAUAUCAGCAACAACAACAGCAGUUCCACCAACAACAGCACUUUCAACAACAGCAGCACCAACACCAUCACCUCCAACCGCAGCAAAAUCUACAACAUCAACAGCAGCACCUACAACACCUUCAUCAACAACAACAAGCACAGCAUCCACAGCACCAUAAAACUUUCAAGCCUAUCAAGAUCAAGCUGCCUAUUCCCUCUAUGUCUCCCUCUGACUCCUUGCUAAGGACAGACUCCCUGUCCAGCACCGACCCGGUUCUCUCUGACGGGUCAGUGGGCUCGGCUCCCUCCCUGGGCCUGAGUCCUGGACCCACUGCUGGGAUGGACAUGAACAUGACCAGGAGCCAGGAGAAGAUGAAGCAGAAAGCUCAAGCCCAGGAGAUGACGUGGGAGAGGGACAUGGAUGAGCAGCUGACCCCAGAGGCUUGGGCUGCCAUGCAGAAGCUCUCCAACACGACAGAGGACAAGCCCCCGGAGCUGAAGUCUAAUUUCAUGGCCUCCUUCCUGGACUUCCUCAAAACGGGGAAGAAGCAGCCUGAAUCUGGACCUGGUGGACCACAAGACCUAGGAGGGCCAGUGGAAGGAGCUGAAACCACAGACUCUUCUUCCCUGAAGGGUAGGAUCCUGUCCCCGCCUCCCCCUCCUCCACCCCCUCCGUUUGGGGACAGUAGCGAGGGCGAGGACGGGCUGAGUCCCUGUAAGCGUCUGGACGACGAGCUGAAGAGGAACCUGGAGACACUGCCGUCCUUCUCCUCCGACGAGGAGGAGGACUCUGUCAGUAAGAACCAGGACCUGCAGAAGAGCAUCUCCUCGGCCAUAUCUGCCCUUUACGACACGCCCCAUUCACUGGCUGCAGCCGUGGCUCUGCCCCCACCCAGCCCAUCUCCGUCUCAGAGCCCAUCGCUGCCACCAACGCCGCCGCCUGUGGCCCAAAUGCAGGAGGACGUAGUCGAUCUGGAGGAGCAGGACAAUGAAGUAGAGACAAACAUGCAACUUCACAACACACAGGCCAACACACAGCCAAAUACACCGUCCCCAGAACAGGAAGGACUGAAUGGGAUGGACAGAGAGGAUGAACGACAAGAGGAGAUGGAGAAAGAGGAGGAAGAGAAGGAGAUGGAGAAGAAGAGGGUAAAGGAAGGCCUGAAUGUAGAGCGCAGGGGAGUGGAGGAAGAGGUAGAUGAGAGAGAAGAGGAGGAGAGAGAGCCUGAGUUUGAGAUGCUGGAUGCUCCUAAAGUGGAAGAUUCUCCAUCCGGGCCUCCCCUCGCCCCCGCACCUUUCCCCAUCCCUCCCCCGUCCCUCUCACUUCUUCUCCCCUCCCCCCACACUCCCCACCCCCCUCUGCCCUUCCAGCAUGAGGAUGAUGAAGAGGAGCAGAGCCGUCCCCCAACAAACCCACCACACCCACAACCCCUCGCCUCUCCUCCCCCAGCUCUCGCCCCGGCCUGCCCUCACCACCCUCCCUUCCCCUGCAAUGCCCCCUCAACUACCCCCCUCCUUCUCCUCCUCCCCUUUCGGAUGCUCAGAGCUGGCCAGUUCCUUCACUCCUCGCCCUCCUCUUCCCCACCCUCACCCCCCACCCCUGAGGAUGCGCCAGCCCCCAAGAUCACCUCUCUGCACCUGGCCAAAAAGCAGGACAAUGCGGCCAUCGCUGGAGAGAGCGAGGAGGAGGACAGCGAGAGUGGCGGCGAGGGCAUCUUCCGGGAGAGGGACGAGUUUGUGGUGCGGACUGAGGACAUUGGCACGCUCAAGAUGGCCCUGCAGACCGGCCGUGAGCCACCACCCAUCUGGAGAGUGCAGAAAGCCCUGCUGCAGAAGUUCAGCCCUGAGAUCAAAGACGGACAGAGGCAGUUCUGUGCCACCAGUAACUAUCUGGGCUACUUUGGCGAUGCCAAGAUGCGGUACCAACGUCUCUAUGUGAAGUUCCUGGAGAAUUUCAAUAAAAAGGAUUAUGUCCGUGUGUGCUCACGUAAACCCUGGCACAGACCUAGACUCAUGUUGAGGCGUCAAUCACUCCCAUCGCUCCCCAAGCCACCUCCCCCUGCCAUCAGUCAAACUCCACCCCGAUUGGAGCGAGAUGAGAGGGAGCGGAAGGAGAAGGAGCAGAAAGAGAAGGAGCAGAAAGAGAGGGAGCAAAAAGAGAGGGAGCAAAAAGAGAGGAAGCAAAAGGGAAAAGAGAAGGAGCAGAAAGAGAGAGCCCCCCAGUGA
Molecule: messenger RNA, 6750 nt
Organism: Salvelinus sp. IW2-2015
Lineage: Eukaryota; Metazoa; Chordata; Actinopteri; Salmoniformes; Salmonidae
Source: RefSeq, a predicted model, not a curated record